AUGCCAAAGAAUUGGGAUAAAUGUCGACCUAAAUAUUUGGAUCCGCCCACUAAAUUGGAGAAUGACAAAAAGGAAUAUAGUUUAGAAGCUUUGCUAAUAUUCGAUGAAAAUUUAACAUGCACUUUGAAGAGCGACGAACAAAAGAUAAAUUUGGAAGAUUUUAUCAGUAGCAAUAAUGGUACUAAAGAUGUCUCAAUAGACUCCGAGCAUACAACAUUUUACUUUGAAAUUGAUAACAAAGCCUUGGUUAGGGCUCUCGAUUGUUUUGCUCAAUUUUUUAUUAAACCUAUGAUAACGAAAAGUUCACUUGAGAUGCAACAAGAAACGAUCAGAAAUGCCUUGACUUGCUAUGCUUAUACAGAGUUUCAGAUGGCCUUAUUUAAUGGUAAUUUGAGAUACGAACAGCUGUUUUCCUCUUUCGCACAAAUUGGUCAUCCAGUUCAUAAAAUUUCUUCAGAUAAUAUAAUAAAAAUGCGCAAUGAAUUAGAUAGCGAAAAUUUGCACAAUGUGUUGCUUAAAUUUAAAGAACGCCAUUACAGUGCUCACAGAAUGAAGCUAGUAAUACAGUCGAGACUAUCACUGGAUGCACUGGAAGAAUUUGUCAUAAAGUUCUUUGCUAAUAUACCAACUAACAAGUUACAUCCAGAAAAUUUUAUGAGAUUUAAAGACGUUCUCCCGUUUGAUACUCCCGCUUUCCGAAAAAUGUAUAAAGUUCAUGACUCUAUGGAAUCUUUGACACAACUUACCAUGAAACUCACUCAUGAAGGACGAAAACAUCUAGAAGAUGUUCUAAAUGCGAUAUUUUCUUUUAUCAAUUUAUUAAAGAAAGAAGGCCCACAGAAAGAAAUUUACAAUGACAUUCUUCAAAAACUUAUACAAGAAUCUUUGAAUAACUUGGUGCCUGAAAUGACGAAUAUUAUGAUUUUUUCGAAAAAUAUUGAUCUUCUUGAAUUAGAUCAAUUUGAUCCUUGUUGGAUGACGGAAUAUAAAGAUAUUGAGAUACCAAAAAAAUGGAUCAAACAUUGGAAAGUCAUCGAGCCACUACCAGAAAUAUUUUUACCGUUACCGAAUAUAUUCCUUACCAGAGAAUUUUCUGUAAUACCGCUACCAAAGAAAGUUCCGAAAUAUCCUAUAAAAUUAUACAGUGAUCCUGUAUCGGAGAUUUGUGGAGUUCUCAUGGGUAUGUACUGCGACGUUUUGAAAGAACUAAUAACCGAAGAAUUAUAUCCAGCUGAACAGGCUGGGUUUAAAUAUAAUAUCGAUGUCGGUGAGAUUGGUUUUACGUUGCAAAUAAGCGGUUUUAGACCAACUAUGCCACUCUUAUUGAAUCUUCUUGCAUCGAAUAUGGUGAAACUUCCAGAAUAUAUUACGGAAGACUUAUUUCAGAGUAUUAAAACUCAACAAAUUGAACUAUAUAACAUCGGAAUUAAGAAACCUGAGAUUCUCAUCAAGUAUUGA
Molecule: messenger RNA, 1458 nt
Organism: Cyphomyrmex costatus
Lineage: Eukaryota; Metazoa; Arthropoda; Insecta; Hymenoptera; Formicidae
Product: nardilysin
Exons: 9
Coding region: 1-1458 (485 amino acids)
Molecular function (GO): metal ion binding
Source: RefSeq, a predicted model, not a curated record